CUGAAUGGCACAUCGUCUGCGCAUGCAUUUUGCCGCAAGGAGAAGCAACACCGACCCUCUGUCUGAAAGCUGCAGCCAUGAGGUGGAGGACGGACUUGGGACACCUGCUCGGAGCCCGGCAGAGCCCCUGAGUCACCCCAACUCGUUUCACAUGAAAGUAACUCCAGGACAGCUGGCUCUUGGUCUGCCUCCUCUUUCACCAGAUUAUGGCAGCCUGCAACGCCAUACUACUGUAUUUGUACCCAAGGUGAACAGCAGCGGUGGGAACAGGAAGAGCACACUCCAGAUUUCCUUGCAGUCUUCCAGCAGGCAGAAUUUGGAUGGAGACGGUUGCAGUGGUGGGGGAGAGGAAACAGACCCUGGGAUUUGCGACGGCGGUGCUGGAGGCAACUCUGACGGGGGAUCGUGUAGCAGCAGCACGGCUAGCGAUGUCGGCUACUGCAGCAGCAACAGCAUAUUCGACUCGGAUGUCGCUGAGCGCAAGAUGUCCCACGAUAAAGGUACAUGCCGUCGGAGGACCAAGGCUCCUUUACGCCGCUGCUCCUCGCUGGUCAUUUUCCCACGUAGUCCCUGCACCACACCGCCGGCUUCGCCGGUCAGUCCCGUGGCAGCUCCUCUGCUGCCGCCGUCUAACCGAGGACCCUUUCAGACCUCACACCAGCUGCAGCUGUCCGCAGCAGAUUCGUCUCCGGACGAGCCCAAGGUCUCGGUCGCCUCAGCGGUGAAUGGUGUGAGACUUUCCAAGAGCAGCUGUCAGCCCGCCGAAGUUCGGGAUGCCAGGCCCAUCAUGCAUUUUAGCAUUUCGACUGACCCGAUGAUAAGAUCUGAACAAUCCGAAAGGCACUCCGGUGUCCUGGUGCACCCUGCAAACCAGCCCCCGCUUCCACCUGGGAAAGGAAACCCGGCCAGAACCGUGGUCAACGUCGACUGCUCUAAAUCCUCGGAAAAGUCAGAGGAAGCCAACACUAAACUUGGGAACCGUAAUCCGAAGCUGUACCGUAGCACUUCGGCCUGUAUGCUUCCCACGGGGAAGUUAUCGACGGAGAAGAGACACCACACUUGUCCGACUAUCGGCAAAUCGAACACGUAUCAGGAAAUCUGUUUUCACCGAGGCUUGCAGAGGAGUAUUUCCCUCGAGGUGCCCUUCUCGAACACUGGGAUAUCAUGCCAUAUGUCCAACACAAAACAGCCCAGCCGCAUGAAUGGCGCGGCACACGUGCAUAUAUACGUGUCCCGAGGGAAUGGUGUGAAAGCGCCCGACUCGCCAAAAGAUACCAGUGCCAAUGAUAAAAAAGAACUGGCUCUUACCAACUCUGGGACGCGUGAUGACUUUCUGGGUCAGGUGGACGUUCCUCUGCAUCAGAUCCCCACAGAAGCACCGGGCAGCGAGAGACCGUACACGUUCAAAGACUUUCUGCUCCAUCCGAGAAGCCACAAGUCAAGGGUCAAAGGUCACCUGAGGCUAAAGAUGACCUACCUGCCCAAGAGUGGUUCAGAGGAGGAGCAGACCGAGCAGGUCGAGGAAGUGGACCCCGGCUGGGAGUUCCUGGAGAGUCAGGAUGUGUGCGGGCCGUGCCAACCUCACCAGCUGCCCCCGCUGCCCCCUGGCUGGGAGGAGAGGCAGGACAACCUCGGCAGAACCUACUACGUCAACCACGAGAACCGCACCACACAGUGGCACAGACCCACAAUCCAGGACGUGCAGAGGGAGGCGGAGCUGACGCAGAGCACGCACGUACAACUUCCUUUCAUCACGCGCAGACAGAUCUCUGACCACGAUGAGAACAACGAUCGCAGGGAGUCUCCCGAGAGUUGGGAGAUCAUUACUGAGGACGAGGGCACUCUGUACAGCAGUCAGAAUCAGCUCUCUCCCCCUCCUCCUCAUUCACCGCUGGAUUACACGGCUUUCACUGAGGAGUUCUGCAGGUUACAGACGGGCAACGAGAACCGCACCUCUGUCACAGGUCACGGGAGUCGGAGAGGGAGCGCACCGUUGCUGACUGUAGAGGAACGUCCGGUUCAUCCUGUGAUGUUGCCCACGACCCCGGGUUUGCCCCCUGGCUGGGAGGAGAAGCAGGACAGUAAGGGUCGAGUUUAUUACAUCAACCACAAGAGCAGAAUCUCCACCUGGACCCGGCCACUUGUCCAGUUGAUCCAGCCCACUGACGGAUCCUCCUCGUCUGCGGCGGGCGGAGCGUGUGGUCGCUCUCCGAGCCCCACGGUGUACGCACCGCCCCAAGCCUCGCCCCAAGCCUCGCCCCUGCACUCGCCCGGCCCGCAGCAAUCGCACACCUUCGACUUCGCUGGCUCCAUGCUCCCGGGCUGGGAGGUCCGGGUCGCUCCGAACGGACGGCCGUUCUUCAUCGACCACAACACCAAGAGCACUACGUGGGAAGACCCCAGGUUGAGGAUUCCUGUUCACAUGAGGAAACAAGCCUCUCUCGACCCCAACGACCUCGGCCCGCUGCCGCCUGGCUGGGAGGAGAGGGUUCACAGUGACGGAAGGAUCUUCUAUAUCGAUCACAACACGAAGACCACACAGUGGGAAGAUCCCAGACUGCAGAACUCCGCCAUUACCGGACCAGCUGUGCCUUACUCCAGAGACUACAAGCAGAAGUACGAGUAUUUCCGCAAGAAGCUGAAGAAGCCAGGAGACAUCCCGAAUCGUUUCGAGAUGUCCGUGAGACGGAACGCUCUUCUGGAGGACUCAUACCGCCGCAUCCUGUCCGUCAAGCGACCCGACCUCCUCAAGGCCCGCCUCUGGGUGGAGUUUGCAGGGGAGAGGGGGCUGGACUACGGGGGCGUGGCCAGAGAGUGGUUCUUUCUCAUCUCCAAGGAGAUGUUCAACCCUUAUUACGGGCUGUUUGAGUACUCUGCUCUGGACAACUUCACGCUGCAGAUCAACCCAAACUCGGGCCUCUGCAACGAGGAUCAUUUCUCCUACUUCAAAUUCAUCGGGCGUGUGGCGGGGAUGGCCGUCUACCACGGCAAGCUGCUGGACGCGUUCUUCAUUCGACCGUUCUACAAGAUGAUGCUGCAGAAGCCGAUCACGUUACAGGACAUCGAAUCUGUGGACAGCGAGUACUUUAACUCUCUGAAAUGGAUCCUGGAGAACGACCCCACUGACCUGGACCUCCGCUUCACCAUCGACGAGGAGCUCUUUGGACAGACGCACCAGCACGAGUUAACACCAGGUGGCGCCGACGUCGUCGUCACCGACUCCAACAAGAAAGAGUACAUCCACCUCGUGAUGCAGUGGAGAUUUGUGAACCGGGUCCAGAAGCAAAUGUCCGCCUUCAAGGAGGGCUUCUACGAGCUCAUCCCGCAGGACCUGAUCAAGAUCUUCGACGAGAACGAGCUGGAGCUGCUGAUGUGCGGUUUGGGGGACGUGGACGUCAACGACUGGAGGGAAAACACCAAGUAUAAGAACGGCUACGGGCCGAACCAGCCCGUCAUCCAGUGGUUCUGGAAGGCUGUGCUGCUGAUGGAUGCUGAGAAGCGAAUCCGGUUGCUGCAGUUUGUGACGGGGACGUCUCGCGUGCCGAUGAACGGUUUUGCAGAGCUCUAUGGGUCCAACGGGCCGCAGUUAUUCACCAUCGAGCAGUGGGGGACCCGAGACAAACUGCCCCGGGCUCACACGUGCUUUAACCGUCUGGACCUGCCUCCGUACGAGUCGUUCGAGGAGCUCCGAGAGAAGCUGAACAUCGCCAUCGAGAACACUCAGGGCUUCGACGGCGUCGACUAGAGGCGUCACGGCGACGGCGUUACCGUGGAGAACGAGACACGGAGGACGUAGCGGGCGCACGCAGCACGUCGGGCGCUCGCGUCCGUCCGAGAUCGAGGAAGCCUGAUCUACAGAAAAUCCCCCCAUGCUAUUCUCACCACCGCUUCAAGCUCCGCGUCGCGAGCUCGCGGCUUCCCGCCACGUCUUCACUCCCGUACCCUCCCGUACCCCGAGUCCAUCUAACCGACAUGUACGUCUGUAUGUAGACGUAAUAAACCCCCGCAGGUUUGACCGUCAGCACAGAGAAUCUCUAUUGCACAAUCGCGUACGCUUCUUCCUGUGAACCUUCUUUGACGAUACUAUUCAGUCGUUUUCCUUUUUCCUUUUGUUGAACGAAGUAACAGCCUGUACAAUGCACAGUAAUUCUCCCGAUUAUAAACUCGCCUAGAAACGUAUAAAUCACAAUAUCGCUCGUGAUAUUAAUCCUCGUCAGCAGUGUUUUUCGGUGUUUCGAAGAAGAAGCGCUCGCAUGUGUGUGCCUCCAUCUCAGGGUUUGGUGGCAGUAUUGGUCAUAGACGCUCGCGUCUCCGUCUCCUCUUUCGUAUCGUUUGUCUGUUUUUAUUCCUCCGACGCUCUUUAAAAAAACGGCGUUUACGUGAACCUGGUUUACCAGCGUCUCGCUUCAGGAAGCGCAAGGUCUAUAAUGGUUUCUCUUCGUAUCAGAUUUUGUACUCGGUCUCCUUUAGAGGGUCUUUUAUAAGGAAUGAAUUAGUCUUAAUCCGCGUCCGGGUCUCGGCCGGCGAGCUCGUUCGUCCUCGUGUUCGGUUUCCGGAAGAAAUCCUCAGCUUGGCCUGUUUCUCGGAUAUGUUUACAUGCUGAGCAUAAGCACUUUCUCUUUCUCGCUAUAGAAUUCGAUCAGACUGUUAAACUUCAGUGCCCUCGUCUGUCUGCGAGAUCAGCCGAUCAGCUGUUUUGUCGCUCCGUGGUCAAACAAAUCCUCCUCGUUGUUGUUGUUCUCGUUGUUGUUGUUGUUUUUUUUUUCUUCUUCCCUUACACCGAUUAGGAAUUUCUGCAGUUUAUCCCUUUACGCAGAGGAGCAAACAUGUUUAGCACUUAGUAUAACGUUACCGUGUGAAGGACCAGGGGGCGAAAUGGAAAAUAAAUAAAACGAUCGAUAAAUAUCUUAAGAAUUCUAGUCUUUAGUCGCUGAUUAAAUAAUCCCAACAAUGCAAAAUUAUACGUAGAAAUAAAUAUCAGCUCUUGAGUAGUAUUUCUGCUUCAUAUCAGUUUUUUAUAGAUCGAAAUAUUUUAUAGGAAUCAACCGUUGAAUAAUAAAUAAUAAAUAUCAGAAUACAUACACGUUUUUUUUUGUUGUUGUUUAUUUUUAUUUUCUUCUUGAUAUUUAUAGUUUAUUUAUUACUGUUAUUUCAUUAUUAUUAUUAUUUUAUUUUAUUUUUUUUCCUGCUCUGGUCCACCAUUUUCAGCAAUAUAAGGGGAUUAAAUGUGUAUUAUAAAAGAAAACAUGCCUUUUAAUCUGGAAUAUAAAUCAUAAUGGUUUAAUCGGGUUACGUGCCAGUGUUCUGGCAGCAUAUUUUGGGGGAAACAAAUAAAGAGAAAUGGAAAACAUAUCUCUCCUGAUUCGUGCAGUUUGUUUCCUUUUUGUUUUUGUUUAAGCGCAAUCGUGUUUCCUCUCGGUGUGACUCGGUCGAUACGACGUGUCACCACAAGAGGGCGCUUUACUGCAGCAUAUUUACACACUACUGUGGUUUGUAGAUGGACUGCAUGAUAAGUGAGGAAGUUAUUAAACCUCACACACACACACACACACACACACACCGUUCAGAAGUUUGGGGUCUCUGAUCAUUUGAUUCAGUAAUCAUUACUGUAUGUUUAACUUUGACGAAUAAGAGCCAGUGUGUGUGAUUUGUACAAAGCUAAACGCUGAAAAUGACAACAAAAAAAGCUACAUCAUGUAUCAUUUAUUAAUUCCAUUUUUGUCUAAUAAAUAAUACGUUAUAAAUGA
Messenger RNA from Ictalurus punctatus (channel catfish), 5747 nucleotides. It is a transcript of the gene nedd4a, whose product is annotated as NEDD4 E3 ubiquitin protein ligase a. Gene Ontology annotation, biological process: receptor catabolic process; regulation of dendrite morphogenesis; neuromuscular junction development. Lineage: Eukaryota; Metazoa; Chordata; Actinopteri; Siluriformes; Ictaluridae. Gene Ontology annotation, molecular function: sodium channel inhibitor activity; protein binding; ubiquitin protein ligase activity. Bases 5 to 3745 code for a protein of 1246 amino acids. The transcript has 25 exons. The record is from RefSeq and is a predicted model, not a curated record.